Aspergillus wentii DTO 134E9 is the source of this 1878-nucleotide messenger RNA. RefSeq lists its product as uncharacterized. Bases 1 to 1878 code for a protein of 625 amino acids. Gene Ontology annotation, cellular component: lysosome. The transcript is spliced from 4 exons. The record is from RefSeq and is a predicted model, not a curated record. Gene Ontology annotation, molecular function: alpha-L-fucosidase activity. NCBI's taxonomy places the organism in Eukaryota, Fungi, Ascomycota, Eurotiomycetes, Eurotiales, Aspergillaceae. Gene Ontology annotation, biological process: glycoside catabolic process; fucose metabolic process.
AUGGAUUAUAAUCGCACGAAUAUCUUCCAGACGGUGAAUUGGUUGGAUUCUUCCAAAGAGCUUGUUUCUCUUACUCUUCCGAAUGUUACAGGUGGAUCUGCUACAUCUCCUGGGGGUGCGUCUAUCGACACGAAGCUGCAUAUUUUUGCCCUUUCCGUUUUGCCGGUGCUUGAGGCUUCCGCGCACAAACCACAAUUGGAAAUCCAGUACGCGCGAUCAGCACAGAAGUGGGUAGAGGGGAGCAACAAAACGCAGAUAAUCGAAGUUGCUGUCAACAAUGCCGGAUCUGCAUUUGUGCUGAGAAACAACACCGUUCAUCUUCGAGUUGAAUCACCAGGGCUAGAGACUGUUUCUGAAGCUACUUUGAAGCGACUGGGUCCGGGCGAUCAAGCUUUGGUGGAAAUUGGUGUCAGGAAUAAGCACGGUAUUGAUGCAGGUAGCACAGGGCCUGCUACGAUUGUGAUCUCAGGGAAAGGUGUGGUCAGCAGUAACUACACUUUUAACGCGACGUACGGAAUCCAGCCGUAUAAAGCAACUUAUGAGUCGGUGUAUGCUCACGAAUCGCCCAACUGGUAUAAUAAUGCUAAGUAUGGCAUCUUCAUUCACUGGGGCGUAUACGCAGUCCCUGGAUGGGGAAACUCUGGUCCCAACGAGGCUUACGCAGAAUGGUACUGGUGGUAUCUUAACGAAGGAGCAAAUACCUCAAUCGGCGCAUACGAGUAUCAUCUGAACAACUACGGGCCAAACGUGGUGUACGAUGACUUCAUCCAGAAUUUCACCGCAGAUGCAUGGGAUCCAAAGGAAUGGGUAGAUUUGUUUGCAGACGCAGGUGCCAAUUACUUUGUUCAAGUGAGCAAGCAUCAUGACGGCUAUGCAUUGUUCGAUCUUCCGGCCAAUAUAACCGGACGGACUUCCGUUGCUAUGACUCCGCAUCGAAAUCUGCUGCAGGAACUGUUCGAUGCUGCAAAAAAGUACCAGCCGCAUCUCCAUCGCGCGGUGUAUUACUCUCUCCCAGAGUGGUUUCAUCCGGACUACAAGAAAUACGGGUUUGGAACUUGGCCAGGAGGAAAUGCCACUAAUCCCUUUACCAACGAAACACUCGAAUAUCACGGCUACGUCUCUCUUACAGACUUCAUCACCGACAAAAUGAUACCCGAAAUGAACACAUUAGCCGACAUGGGCACCGAGAUAAUGUGGUGUGAUAUCGGCGGCCCCAACCGGACCGCUGAAUUUGCCUCAUCGUGGUACAAUCGCGCUGCCGCAGAGAAUCGUCAGGUCGUGAUGAACGCCCGCUGCGGGCUACCAGGCGACUUUGACACACCCGAAUAUGCCAGCUACGACGCCGUCCAGGUCCGGAAAUGGGAAAGCAGUCUGGGCAUGGAUCCGUAUAGCUACGGGUACAACCGAGCAACCCCUCUGGCAAGCUACAUGAAUGCGAGUGACAUUGUCACUAGUUUGAUUGACAUUGUGAGCAAGAAUGGGAACUUCUUGCUUGAUAUUGGGCCGAUGGCGAACGGGACGAUUCUGGAUAUUGAGGCAAGGCAUUUACGGGAUGCGGGGGCUUGGAUCAAGGGCCAUGCAGAGGCUAUUUUCAAUACGACGUAUUGGUUUGUGACGCCGGAAGAGGGGGAUAGCGUACGGUUUACGGCUAGUCAGGAUGCGUUUUAUGUGCAUUUGAUUGCCAGACCUAAUGCAACUGUUGUCUUGAACAGCCCAGUUCCUUGGGCAGAAGGAGACCAGGUCACGGUGGUUGGAGGGAAGAUGCAGGGCGCCGUUGUACCCAGCCAGCGACUGGACAAUGGGAGUAUGAUGCUGAAUGUCAGCGAGGAUGUUGCCAGCUCUGAUCAGUAUGCGUGGGUUUUUAAGAUAUCCUACUAG